Pectinophora gossypiella (pink bollworm) is the source of this 2741-nucleotide messenger RNA. Its product is annotated as serine/threonine-protein kinase meng-po. Gene Ontology annotation, molecular function: ATP binding; protein serine/threonine kinase activity. The transcript has 8 exons. Bases 272 to 2332 code for a protein of 686 amino acids. The record is from RefSeq and is a predicted model, not a curated record. Gene Ontology annotation, biological process: peptidyl-serine phosphorylation; peptidyl-threonine phosphorylation. Lineage: Eukaryota; Metazoa; Arthropoda; Insecta; Lepidoptera; Gelechiidae.
CACUAGCGCCGGCCGCCCAACCCGUUCCGCCCUAGUCUACAAAUACACCUUGCAAUACGAAAAGUAUCGCCGUUUCACCGGGAUUUCGGUGCAGGAAUUAUAAAUAGUGCAGUUUUAUGUGAUUUCUUUCAUACCCGUGAAAUUAUAACGAGGAUGUGACUGUACGUAACAAAGUGAUUGGACAAAGUCCAAGUGUAUUGUGAACAUAACUUAUAGAAGGGCGCCUAGCUUUUAAUGACGGGGUUUCAUGGUGACGAACUAAUAAACUAAAAUGAAUAAUGGGACGAGGAGAGCCUUGACAGGCUCUAUACAUAAGAUAAGAGAGUUUGAACUGGAAAAAGUUAGCUUGGUAGAAGAAUUCGACAUUCUGCAGAUAGUCGGAGAAGGAUGGUUUGGGAAAAUUCUCUUAGUAGAGCACAGAGCAUCAGACACUGAAAUCGUUCUAAAAGCUCUACCAAAACCAUACGUUUCUAUAAGGGAUUUUUACAGAGAAUUCCACUACGGUUUACACUUAAGCGCACAUAAAAACAUUGUGACGACAUUUGAUGUUGCAUUCGAAACAGCUGGAUUCUAUGUAUUUUGUCAAGAAUAUGCUCCUUUAGGUGACUUAACAUCUAAUAUGUUUGAUACUGGAAUUGGAGAAAUACAUACGAAAAGAGUGGCGAAACAACUUUCUUCAGCCUUGGAGCACAUUCACCAAAGGGAGUUAGUACAUAGAGAUGUCAAAUUGGAUAACGUUCUUAUAUUCAAAUCAGAUUUUUCAAGAAUAAAACUAUGUGAUUUUGGAGAAACGAGAAAAGUUAAUUCUACUGUGCUUAGAAGAAAUGAGUGGCUACCAUAUUCACCACCAGAAGUUCUAAAGUUAUCAAUGGAUAGUAGCUAUAAAGCGCUAAUUACCCAUGAUAUUUGGCAGUUUGGUAUAGUUAUUUUCAUUUGCCUCACAGGCUGUUUGCCUUGGCAAAAAGCUGCUUUCGAUGACCCUAGAUAUACCAGUUACCACAACUGGUAUAAUAGCGCAAACCCUCUAAAGAAACAACCGAAAUUGUGGAAAAUGGUAUCGUCACGAGCACAAAAAAUGUUCAAGAAGUUUAUUGAGCCUAGAGAAGAAAGGAGAGCGACUAAUUUCUCGGACCUUGCCCGGUAUUUAGAUGAUCGGUGGAUGGCUAAAGGAUAUACUGACAGAGUUGCUGGUGGAGAUAUUGAUGAACUUUGUCCAUCAAUGUACAGUUUCCGUAGUGACCCGAAUGAGAAAAAUAUACUAUUGAAACAUUUCCGAGACAAUGGCAUUGAAACUACGGUUGAUCGACAAGCGAAGAAGCAAAGAAUACGUGAAUGGAUACAAAACAGUGUUAUCGAAGAAGGCGAUGAAGAGGAGGAAAGCAACUACGAGCCCAGCGUUUACGAUGACAGUGAUGCAGAGUUAGAAGAUAGAUCACGGCCCUACCCCAUCGAUGAAAAGCAUUCCCGGCCUUCCCUCCGCUAUGACACUGAGAAACAUAUCAACCCCCGCACCGGUGAAAUGAUUGAAGGUGUUGACAGAAAAUCCCCAGUUGACAAAAACCCACUUUCAUAUGACGUACAAAACAUUGAACCUGUCGCUCCAGCAAACAUUGUAAGAAGAUAUGGUAUGAAAGAAGAAGGCUCAUCUCAAAGCUCCACCAAAGACAGCGCGUAUGGUUCUAUGGAUGCAAAAGUUACGACGAACAAAACGACGGCUUCUUACAGGGCUGAAAAUAAACAAGUUACCACUAUACAAACAACCGACAAUUCCCCAAGUCGAUCACUAAGUAGCUCAUCUAUACAGCAAAAUAGAUCACCUAUGUCAGUUCAUGCCCAACGUAUACAGAAAACUGAAGAAGUGUUUUCUAAAGAAAUGGAAAGUUUCAAGGGUAGUUCAUCGACUCUUCAUUCUAUGGCUAAUUCUUCCAGGUCAAACAGUCUGCAAGUAACACGGAACGGUUCUCUCGAGUAUACCUCAACGAACACCGAGAUGCUGCAAGUGCCACAAAAUGAAAAUAUGAAUAAUAAAUCUAGACCUAACAAUCCGGUAGUAACACAGAAUGGUUUCAGUCCUGGUGCUAAAAAUACCCAAACGCAACACGCAUACGUGUCUAUGAAAAAUACCGCAUACGACAAUGUAGCUGCUCGUAGUGAAAGUAAUACUAAUAUUGUUGAUAAAAGUCCACAACAUAAUCAAGUAUUAGAUAGCCCAUACACUUCCAUGAUGAAUAUAGUUCAAGGGCAAAUUAAAAUAAGUCCUCAUGCAAAUGAAACUAACAGAAAUAUCGUAAAUGUUUCUGUAACACCUGUCAGCCGCAACAAAAAUAAAUGAAAUUGCUCAAAUUCAUAACGUUAAAGAUGUAUGGUUUAUUAUUUCCGCACUAAGUAUUUACGUAUGCGUAUGCCAAUACAUGUAUAGUCUCAACUUAGUAGUUAUACACAAAAUACCAAUAUACCUAUUUAUAACGGACGGUAACGAAUUAGAAAUUGUAAUUCGUCAAAACAUUUGCUGUUAUAAUUUUAAACAAAAUGUACAAAAUUAUUAAUAAUUAUUGUUUAGCUAGAAUAUUAUUAUAAUUUGUUAUUAUAUAUAGGUACGACGUUCCACUAUAUAAUUGUACUGAAUUGUACUUAUUUACAUUAGAAUUUAAAGAUAAUUAUUAAAGACAUUUUUUAAAUGUUUAACUAGUUAGCAUAAGUCUGUUUAUUUUUGUAAGGUUGAAAUAAAAUUUUGCAUAAUA